AUGCGCUCCCGAACUGGCUGCUUGACAUGCCGGACUCGCAAGCUUAAAUGCGACGAACAAAAGCCCCAGUGCUCACAAUGUCGUAAAGGCGGCCGAGAAUGUCGCCCCAGUGAGGGCAUUGUCUUUCGUCAUCAACAGAAUGCGUCCAUGAACGAGGACUUGGCCCAGCCGCCUGAGGGUCGCGGUAACUUGAAGGGGUUCUAUUCGUACAAGAACACGUUCGACAAGGAUAGCGUCUGGCUGGAUAUCCCAAAACACGUCAUCUUCGUCGACAACUCCGAUCCGUACGCCGACGAUCUCGAAGCCACCGAAUCCAGCGCUGAGGCGCUCGCUCACUCGCGGAAUAACAGAUGGGGCAGUGACUCGAGGGCCAGCGAUGCAGGAUCACACGGACUCGAUACUUUGUCGACAGUCGCUUCCCACGAUCGCUUCCCUUUCUCGCCGAUGGAACACUCCAUCUCCGAUAGUAUCUCGUACCCUUCGCCGAACCGAUCGCGCAGCAGCGCCAUGCCCCCACCCGCAUCCCCGUCCAUGUCUCUCUCCAGCAGCAAUAACACAAACAUCAACUUCCUCCUGAACCCUUCCCAUUCCAUGUCACCGCCCCUCGACCUUACCUUGGGCACAACCGACCAGAGAAGUGCAUCCCUUCCAACGAGACCUGCCCCACAACAGAGGAGAAUAUCACAUCAGGUGAAUGACCAUGCCGAGACGGACUUCGAGGUGGCUUUCCUCUUGCGGCACUAUACCGAAGGGCCAGGGUUAUGGAUGGACUUGUUCGACUUGGGCACAUAUUUUGCCUCAUAUAUACCAGUCCGAGCCAUGUCAAACCCCCUUCUCAAGUAUGCUGCUUGCGCAUAUGCGGCAAAGCAACUCGGUCGGGUCAAAAAUGCCAAAGCGACCAUGGGCGGUGUAUGCUCACGUCAGGCCGUCAUGGAGGUAUGGCCUGAUAAGGACGACGACUUCACCUGGCAUGGCGCCAAGUAUUAUGAAAAGGCCAUCCAACUGCUGAUGAAGGAGCUGCAACCCGAUGCCGAGGGCCCACCUCCGUUGAGCACACCCGAAGCGUUUGGGCAAUGGCAGGCCUCUGAACUCUGCGGAGAUGCACAGAAUCCACGUAAGCGUCGAAGGCGUGUCUCGGAGAGUCGGCUUUCGCACGGGGUACACUCCGACGAGGUGUUGGCGGCGACGGCCAUUUUGUCGAUAUAUGAAUUUCUCGAUGCGACCGGUCCUGCGUGGAAUCGACACCUGAGCGGUGUCAAGUCUCUGCUUGAUGUGGCUGAGGUCGGGAUCAUGCCUAUGGAGCAGCGGUCGUCAGACGGAGACAGUCCGUAUCACACGUACAAAAAGUCGCGUCUUUCCAAAGCCCGCAAGGCGACAUUUUGGAAUUUUGCGCGGCAGGAUUAUUUAGCUGCUUUCAUCAAUGAGUGCCACACCAGGCUGAAUACAGACGACAUCGUGCUGUGGACCGAGGCCGGUUUGCAGUUGGACCACAUGGGCUUCAUCCGUCCCAGCAAUACCACUGCUACGGGAUAUCCCGAGGGCGACGACGUCAUGAAGGAAGAUCUCAUCUGUAAUGCCCUCAUCUGGAUUCUGUCGAAGAUUGUCAAUUUCGUCAGUUCCGGGGAUGGGCUAAAUCUGAACGAUAGCCGAUCUGUAGAUAGUGGACCAUUGGGAGUGACGCAACAAGUUCUCCUGGAGCGGUGGUAUCGACUGGAAGCGGAGCUGGAUGCAUGGUACAGUGGACUACCAGACACAUUCAAGCCCUGUGCGAGGAUAGAACCGUCGCAGAUGUCGCACUUCCAACCGGCCGAAGAGGCAAAAGACCUAGUCACGCUUCAGGAGGUGUGGUACAGCAUCCCCAUGUGUGCGUCCACAAUGCAGCAUUACCACAUGGCCCGGAUUCUGCUGCUAAUCAACAAGCCGCAUGAAUCAACCAGUCGACGAAGCACCAUCACGCUGCGACUGCAAUCAUACCGCUCCAUCGAAGCCGACAUUGGCUUCCACAGCCGCGAGAUUCUCGGCAUCGCCCUAGCGCGGCCCGACGGCAGCGUAAGGAUCCACUCCCUGCAACCGCUGUUCGUCAGCGGGCAAUGCGUGACCGAUUCCCGCGAACGGCGAGUCGCGAUUCGACUCCUGCGAGCCAUCGAGUCUGAUCUGGGCUGGGCCACAGAGUACCGAGUGCAGCAGCUGCUCAAAGAAUGGGGCUGGGACGAGAGCUUCAUCCGUUCGACGGCGGCGACCUGA
This is a messenger RNA of Penicillium cinerascens, 2244 nucleotides long. RefSeq lists its product as uncharacterized. Lineage: Eukaryota; Fungi; Ascomycota; Eurotiomycetes; Eurotiales; Aspergillaceae. Gene Ontology annotation, cellular component: nucleus. Gene Ontology annotation, molecular function: zinc ion binding; DNA-binding transcription factor activity, RNA polymerase II-specific; transcription cis-regulatory region binding. The coding region runs from base 1 to 2244 and encodes 747 amino acids. The record is from RefSeq and is a predicted model, not a curated record. Gene Ontology annotation, biological process: positive regulation of transcription by RNA polymerase II. The transcript has 6 exons.